AGCCAUCUUUGAAGAUAUCUCAUUGCAAUAUUCUUUAACUACCAAGAGAUUCUUUCUGCCUAUCUUGCAUGUGGUGUAUAUAACUAUUAGGCGUUGAGAAGGCAGAACAAACAUCUUAAGCUCUCUCAACAUAUUUUCUUUCACCAAGAAACAGAGAGCUUAAUAUACACAAUAAUGGCAGUCUCUUUUCACGUUCGCUCUAACAGUUUCCCUUCUAGACUUCACCCACAAGCUACACAUGUCGAUGAGCAGUUGGCCCGAUUAAGAUCUUCGGAAGAAGCCUCAACAUCUUCCAGCUCUUCUAUCUGCCAAAAACUUGACAACAUUCAGGAUCUUCACGAGUCUCUUGACAAGCUUAUUCGUCUACCUGUCACACAACAUGCUCUAGCUCAAGAGAAGAACAAGAAAGCCGUCGAGCAGCUUCUUGAUGGAUCUCUAAGGAUCUUGGAUUUGUGCAACAUUUCCAAGGAUGCUUUGUCACAGAUGAAAGAGGGCCUCAUGGAGAUCCAAUCUAUUCUUCGAAGAAAGCGUGGAGAUCUAUCUGGAGAGGUUAAGAAAUACUUAGCCUCAAGAAGAUCCCUAAAGAAGUCAUUCCCAAAGGUUCUGAGAAGUUUGAAGGUUAAACAAGACCAGAAGUGUAGGGACAUAUCCUUGGCAGUGUUUGUGGAAGCAGAAGCUGUCACAACUGCUCUGUUUGAUUCUAUCCUUAGCUACAUGUCUGGAUUAAAGACUUGUAGUAAAUGGUCAGUCGUCUCAAAGCUAAUGAACAAGAAGAAUGUUACAUGUGAAGCACUAGAAAAUGAAUUCACAAGGGUGGACUCCGAAUUCCAAUCUGAAAAGACUUCGAAGAUGGAAGAUGUUCAGAUACUAGAGUCAUGCAUUCAAGAUCUUGAAGAUGGCCUUGAGUCUCUCUCUAAGUCUUUGAUCAAAUACAGAGUCUCAAUACUUAACAUCUUAGGCCACUAACGCCUGCAAAAUUUUGUACAAAAAGGAACUAUAUCUAAAUAUGAAUAUAUUCAAGUCUCAAUUUUAAGCA
Camelina sativa (false flax) is the source of this 1036-nucleotide messenger RNA. RefSeq lists its product as uncharacterized. The record is from RefSeq and is a predicted model, not a curated record. NCBI's taxonomy places the organism in Eukaryota, Viridiplantae, Streptophyta, Magnoliopsida, Brassicales, Brassicaceae. Gene Ontology annotation, biological process: root development; shoot system development.